GUGAUCCGCCCACUGAAACUCAGUCUCGUCGUCCACUCCGCGCGGUCCGCCUGUUUCCCGCCAAAUAACUUUUUUUUAUUUAUCUAUUUAUUUAUUACCUUUAGUUUACGCGUGUGAUUUGUUUACGAACCGCCAUAUUUAUUUACGGGAAAAGGCAAAACGCGUUCGACGUUUUGAAUUCGAUAUUCAAAUUGUACGUUUUGGAUGCUUUGGUGAAUUUGUGUUACUAUUUAGAGGAUUUAUCGAGGAUUCUUUUUUGAAAGAAUCCGUUUCACGAUUAAAACGAAGCAGUGUCAAACGAUAACGCGAGCCGUGACUGGGCGAGACCGCGGACGAUCGAGACAUCCCGAACUAUACGAGCCGGUGACGUCAUUAUGGCGUCUACCGACACUUCGACCUCCAGCCAAAUAUCUGCCGCAGCCAUGGAAGAACACAAGCGCACGGUCGAUGAAGCUUUCCUUAAUAAAUUGAAAGGCCUCGUCGAGCGAUUGAGGCUUGAAAAUGCAACCUUGAAGAAGUCGCUCGACAUCGAGCGGAGCGAAGUUAGAGCACUUAAAGCCCGACAUGAGAGCACGAUUAGAAAUAUUAAAACUGAUUACAAAAAGAAGGAAGAUCUCCUUGAAAAACAAUUACGUUCAAUAACGAAACCAGAAAAAGAUGAAGAUCCACCAGCUAAUUAUAAAGUGGUGGAAUUGAAAAGGCUUUCAACAGAGAUUCAGUUUCUAAAAGCUGCAAAUAAGGGUCUUCAAGAAAAACUCAAGGUUGCGCAGGCGGCGGAGUGCGCCCGCGCGGCUGAGUUGCGCGCUCAGGUUGCGAAGCACAAUGCACUCGAACAAGCCGCACGGAGAGAUACGCGUGCGCAAUGUCAUAAAUUGCUGGAGGAAAUUAAAUCGAAAGAGCGAGUGAUUAUACAGCUGAAGAGGGAGGCGGCGCGGGCGGCGUCGAAUGAACAGGCACAAAGGAUGGAGUGCGGAACCACAGAGUUCGGCAGAAAGCGUGGUGACCAAGCAAAAGAAAAGAGCAACCGAGAAGGUUUGAAAACAGAUAUACAACAUCGAAAAGAAAGUUUUUAUCGGGAGGCCCCGUCGGACGAAGAUUCCGCGGUGUCUUCCGCGCCCGCCUCUCUUUCUCCUCAACCGCUCAACGAAAUGUGGUCAUGCGGGCAGUGCCGGAGCGCGGCGGAGCGGGCGGCGGCGGCGGCGCGCGAGUGCACGCGGCUCGCGGACGCGCUGCGCGACGCUCGCGACCAACUCGAGCUCAUGGAGUUCAGGCUACUCGAGCUAGAAGACGCCAGCCCUGAUAAGGGUGCUAGGGACAACCUAACAGACUCAGAUUCGGGCUGCGUGUCCCCCGGCUCCCGGAUAAAGGACUCCGCGUCCCCAGAGCUCAAACGAAUGGACUCCGGCUACAAGUCCCCCCACACGCCCAGCAGUCCCUGCAAUCCAAGAAGACAUCUCACAACAUCGCACGAUGACUUCAAGGAUGACUUCGCCAAAGCUCAAGUACUAGCUGACAGCUUAGAUAGAAAUUCUGAAACCAGUGACUCGUUGAAAAGUAACCCCGUCAAAGAUCACCUGGAACAGAUGAUCUUGAACGCGGUGUCGGCGGAGGACAGGAGCUGCUUGGAGCAGGUUUUGAUGAUGCUCUAUAAUUUUCAAGCGCUGAGCAGUUCUGUUAGUGAAGAUGAAUGCUAUCAGACAAAACCGAGAAGAAUAUGUGAUCUGAGAUUAAAAUCCGAAAUCGACACUCCAUCACACAGAACCCACAAGGCGAUAGCCACUGUCACACCGUACCAGCAAAAGGGCUACAAAUCUGAAUCCCUAGAAAGUCUAUGCGAGGAACGAAAACCAAGCAAUAUCUUACAGGAAAGUGGUAUUUUCGAGGGCGUGGAAACCGAAUCAAUCGGCACUCAGACGGAAAUAAAUGACAGUUUUGAAUGUAGCGGCGAAUUGAACACUGAAAUACAACGACUGAAUAGUAUAAGGGAAAAAUUAGAGAAGCAAGGUGUUAGGAAUAGGACGCUUAAUACUAAAGAGGAUGGAGAUAGUCUAGAAUGCAAAUGUGUUAAAUUGGGGAAGAAACACAAACAGUAUUACGAGAGGAGGCUUAAGUUUUUGGAGGGGAAAAUAUCAAUAUACGAAGCGGCACAGGAUGUUAAGCAAUCCAAGCUAGCGCAGAGGUUACAGAAGGAAUUUAUACUGGAGAAUCGAAUACAAGAACUUGAAUCGCAGCUAGCAGACCUUCAAGAUAAAUAUGAGAGGCUAGAGGAGGACUGCUGUGAAUUGGAGGAGAUUGAAAACGAUACACGCUUACAUUGGCAACAGCUUGAAAUGGACUACGAGCUCUGUUCAGCGCAGUUAAGAGAUAUGACGGAACAAAGAGAAUGUUCUAGGGCACAAGCCGAAAGGUUGAUGGGAGAACUCGCUAAGAGGGAGUGUACUUUGAAGGCGAGAGAGAAUGAACUGCUAACGAGGUUAAAUGGCUUAGAGAGGGCAGUUCCAGCCCUUAUCGCCUGGAAUGUCUUACAAGUUGUUGGAGCGAACAUUUCAAAGGGAAACCAGAAAGCUCUAAUGAACCGAAUGGGUAAUUUGGGCAAUGAGACAAGAUUAGGUUUAACAGGAAAGGAACAUACGGAUGGUAAUGAAUCGAAUUGCGGAGCUAUCGUCGUCUGGAAUGAGAUAAAUACAGAUAAUUCAACAAACGUGAAGAUUUUGAAGCAGCAGAUCUCUAAAUUAAUAUAUGAAAAGAAGGAUAUAGAGAAACAAACAUCACAAAUAAAGAAGAUUCUAGAAACGAGAAUACAAGAACUUGAAGAAGAAUUGGAAACAACCAGGCGACAAGUAUCAACGGCUGUAUGGGGAGCUGAAAUCCAGAAAGACAAAAUAGAAGCAAAGAUAGAUGAAUUGGAAGACAAAAUUAAGAGGGAGAAAGAAGAAGAACAGCUCCCGAUAGAUUCACUAACGAGUACUAAAAUCCGAGCCCUACUCACCACUGAACAGGAACUAAAGAACAGAAUAGCAGAAUUGGAGAGAAGAGAAACGGCGUAUCUGGAAAUGCUGACUCAAGCUGAUGACAUGUGGGCAGAGAUGGAAGGAGGAUAUAAGAAGAAGAUAGAAGAAGCGCAAGCCACAGAGACGCAAUUAAAUGGAAAGGUCAAAAAACUGGAAAUAGAAAGAGACCAAUGGAAGAAUUGCUUUGAACCGUUAAAGAAGAAGCUGCGAGAAGUCGAAGAAUCAGAAUCUGGUAUGAGAAUAGCCUUAGAGAAGGCAGAAAGAGAUGCAAAAAAUCUUAAAGUGCAGAAUACCAACUUAACUGCGAUGUUUGCGAAGGCUGACUCUGAUGCAAAGAAAGCUGAAUCAACGGUUAAAGCUUUAGAAAGUAAAUUUAAGCGUGAAAUCGACCAACUUCGAAAAAUGAACAAGCAGUUAGAUGAAGAUCUGAAGAGUCAUAGAGAACUGUCGAAAAAAACUGAAGCUGGCUUUAUGGGUGAUCUCGAAUGCAUCAGGAAAGAAUUAACACGAGCGUGCAAGAACAACCAAGAGUUAGAAGUAACGAACAGUGAACUUAAAGAGGAGGUGGAAUCUCUGGAAAAGCAGUUAGCGUUAACACAAAAAGCCCUUAACCAGUGUAAGAGGAAGUGUGACGAUAAGUUAAAAACAAUGAGUCACGAACUGUCUAUAAAGACCGAGGAAUUAGAGGAACUACGAAGUGAAACUUUGAGACAAUCUUUCCACGCAUCUCGUAUAGAUUUAAAACCGGACAGAACUGAGUAUGUCGAUGAAGGAUACUCGAUUUAUACGGCCGUACCAAAGAAGACUGAUUAUGGAAGGAUGCACCAUAGUAUGAGUUACAUAACGUCGGAAUCGCGUUGUUCAUGUCCAUCUAUGAGGAGUCAACUAGUCAGCCAACUGAUCGAGGAUUUGUUCGACCGAAUCCAUAAUACGGUCGACGAAGACCUGACGAGGCUUUGCAAAGAGAUCGCACCAGUUAAUGGCAAAGUGACCGCGGAAGCAAAAUCUAAAAUAACGAAUUACCUCUUAAUGGCUAUAUCUAAAGAGCUUAUUAGAUCAAUAGGAGACGCAGACGCAAAGACCGACAGCGAGGAGUGGCAGCGCGCCGCGUCGUCGAUGUCGUACCCGGCGCCGGGCCGGGCGGCGCGCGGCGGCAACGCGGGCGUGCUGCGCGGCGCCGCGCGCCUCGCCAGCGUGAGCUGCGCCUGCGCCGCCGCGCGCCUGUGCGCCGCCGCGCCCGCGCUCGCCGACACCGUCAACGCGUGCCAGCAGGAAGUACUGGAUCAUGGCGAUGUCAAAAUUAUGGAGGAACAGUUGGCGAAUGCGAUCGAAAGUAUUGUUAAUUGUCCAUCUUGUGCGUUGGGUACAAAUGCGAUAGUUUGGAGCACGGACGUCUAGCGCUGACUCGCGUGUGAAUUAUUUAACCUCCACCGACCUCAAUCUGGUGCCUUCAUUAGUCUAACGAGUUUUAGCGACCUGUAUAUGUAUAUACAUUGUAUUAUACUAAGCUAGGUAUAAUUACAUAAUACCUAAGUAAUUAAUAAAGUUAAGCGAACACAUAUCGAACAAAAUCGUACCUUCAUUUCGACUAAGAAUUUUCGAGAAUUAACGUUUGUAUUGAGUUUUUUUUUUAAUUUAUAAUUUCCGUGCCAAUCGUGUUUUGUAUGUAAAUAAUUUUAGCCUGCCGGGAUAUUAUUAUAUAACAAAACUUCCGACUUACAAUCGAAGCUUGUAUUUUAUUUACAUGGUUCAUGUAUUGAGAAUAAUGUUAUUAAUAUUAAAAAAUAUAAAUGUCAUUAAUGAAUUAAAUGAUUAUUUAAUUUUA
Molecule: messenger RNA, 4836 nt
Organism: Nymphalis io (European peacock)
Lineage: Eukaryota; Metazoa; Arthropoda; Insecta; Lepidoptera; Nymphalidae
Gene: Pif1A
Product: axoneme-associated protein mst101(2)
Exons: 23
Coding region: 375-4409 (1344 amino acids)
Source: RefSeq, a predicted model, not a curated record